ACUCAAUUGGGCCUACUUUAAUUUGACAGGUCUGUCAAUGGCGGGAAAGAAACCUAGAAAACGAGGCGCUCUCUCUGUUACGACACUGUGAAAUCGUUGCGCAGAACAGAACAAGCUAGAGAGAGAGAGAGAGAUAGAGAUGGCGGAGAAAGUAGUGGCGGAGACGGAGGAGCUGCCCAAGGCUAUCGUGCGCAGGGUGGUGAAGGAGAAGCUCUCUCAGUUGUCCAACGAUGGCGACAUUUCUGUCUUCCGAGAAGCUCUUCAGGCUUUCUCCGAGAGCGCCCGAAUCUUCAUCCACUACCUAUCUGCCACGGCAAAUGAUAUAUGUAAGGAGUCUAAGCGACAAACCAUCAAUGCAGACGAUGUAUUUAAAGCACUUGAAGAAAUAGAGUUCCCUGAGUUUGUUGGGCCUCUAAAAGCCUCUCUUGAAGAGUUCAGGCAGAAGAAUGCUGGAAAGAGGUCCGCAUACAAGGCAAAGGAAGCAAAUAAGAAGAAGGAAAAAGUGACACCUGUGGAAAACGGAGGUGAAGACAAGCAAGAUAACAGGGAUGAAAUGAACGAAGAUGAGAACAAUACUCCUGCUAAUGACUAAAAAGACGGCGAAGUAAAAAAAAAGGAGUUAAUAUGCUGUUGUUUUACUUACCAUCCCUGUUUUUUAAGUUGGUAGCUUGACGGUUAGCUGCAGGAGCAUUUCAGAAGUUGCUUUUAUGAUAACUUUGGUAAGUACUGAUGUUAUCGCGGAAGAUGCUUGAAUGAGUUCAUCAAAGUUGAGACUAUUUGGUUGUACCCUAGCCAUCCUUGUAUUUACUACUGACAAAUUUGAUAGUUGUACUUUUAAUUAAGUAUAGUUUGCAUUACUGUGUUUUGCAUAAUGUAUUAUCUUCAUUAGUG
This is a messenger RNA of Camellia sinensis, 891 nucleotides long. RefSeq names its product nuclear factor Y, subunit B11 (gene NF-YB11). The record is from RefSeq and is a predicted model, not a curated record. Gene Ontology annotation, cellular component: epsilon DNA polymerase complex; CHRAC. Gene Ontology annotation, molecular function: protein heterodimerization activity; chromatin DNA binding. Gene Ontology annotation, biological process: heterochromatin formation; DNA damage response; leading strand elongation. NCBI's taxonomy places the organism in Eukaryota, Viridiplantae, Streptophyta, Magnoliopsida, Ericales, Theaceae.